This is a messenger RNA of Adineta ricciae, 1233 nucleotides long. The record is from the annotation of a GenBank genome assembly. Lineage: Eukaryota; Metazoa; Rotifera; Eurotatoria; Adinetida; Adinetidae.
AUGAAUUCAAAUUUCGUGUCAGUCGGAACACAGAACCGACGUAUCCGUGAAACUCGGGGAAGUUUUCCUGCAGUCUUAGUUCUUAUUUUACUCAUUUCUAUUUGGUUCCUGUCCAAUUUUACUAUAUUUGUCUGUGCCAUUGUACUCGUUCUGGGUGCGAAGUUAAUUACUCAUAUUCGCGAAGAAGGGGAAAAUGCAAUCGGUACUUCGUCACAACAGCUACGGGCGCAUGCGGCAGAACACGAUUAUUCUGAACGAAUUUCUGUCGCUGUGAGAGAACCGCAGCAUGAACCUGUACAGAAUAUUGUUUCAACCGACCCAAACAACCAUACCCCACUAUUAUCCGAAAGAGACGAAGAACAAAUUAAUAACUGGAUUGUCGACGAGACGGUAUAUGGGGUUUCAAUUAGGAGCAACGAUGAUCGGCUUGCCCAUACUUCAGAUGCGGUGGGUCCAACCACAGAUCUGUCGAUGUCCCCAUUGUCUGCCAGUGAUACCCCUCCAUUUAUAACUGAGAACCCAAUGAAGAUAGCUAUCUCAUAUUCAGGAAAAAAUCGAAAACGUGUACUGAAGAUUACACGACUUUUACAAAAUCAUAUGAAUCAGUUGAAUUCUCCAGAUUCCGUUUUUAUCGAUCAAGACUAUCAACAUGAAAUUUGCCAAAUUAAUGGUCACAACUAUACACAUACCAUGAAUCCACACAUUGCACAGGCGAAUGGCGAGCCAUUGUCGACAGGUUCAUUACGAACGCCAAAUAUCAAAACGUAAAGCAACUUCUACUAAUAAAACUUGGCCCUUACAGUGAGGAAUAUUUGAAUCUUUCUCCACGCGAUUUUCCUCUUGAUGCGACAAGGAGAACCAAUCAGCAAAUCGCUGAAAUAAUUGCAAAGCGAUGGGCCGCUGUAGAAAAACAUCUUGCUCUAACUCAUAGAUGAUGUUUCCUUUUAUGGAACUUCGUUCUUUUUCUAAUAUUUCUACAGAAAAAUAUUUCAUUAAUAAAAAGUCAACUUCGUCUCAGUCAGUUCUCAGAUAGCAGUUCACGAGUGCCCUUCCAUUCGUAUUCGUCACUGUCAACGCAUUUCCAUCUUCAUACGUCCACCCUUCUGGCGUAGCAUGUCGAUCGGACAGUGUUCGAAUUCGACAGAAUCUACUUCCAUCACACUUCAGCUCAUAAUCAUAUGCAACUGCACCCACAUCACUCUCACUUGUCUCACGACACACACUUUCGCUCAC